CUUUAUUUUGAAAAGCACUUUCCAGGAGAUGUUCUAGAAAUAGUUUAAAUAUACUUCAGUCUGUCAUAUUUUUCACAAUAGUUAACAUAUUUUUGAAUGAUUUGUAUAUUCUGUAAUAAUACCAUCCUAUGUUCCAUCAACAGGUUACUUUAGCAAUUUUAGCAAUUCCAUAUAGCACUAUUUUCAUUUGUGUUAGAGAUGAAGACACUAGGUUAGCAGCAUUGAAAGUUGGACCAGCUUCACAUGAUGAUGAAGUAUCUAGUUCUGGCAUUGAACAUCAACUCUUGCAUCCAUAGCUUAAAAAUUAAGGAUGAUAAUUCAUAUUCAUGUUGGUGAUCUUAUAUCAUUUCAAAAGUAGAGUCAUCUUUGCAUUGCCAAAAAGGACUGUAAGUGUAGUUUUCUUAAACAUUUUCUUGAAGUAUAGAAAAUAUAGAUAAAAUGUGGUAAUGCCUUGAUCCUAAUUUCCCAGAUUAAAUAAUUUUCUAAGUAUUUACAUCCAUGUCAGAUGUCCCCAGAUAAGCAGAACAUUGUCAUUUCUCUAGAAGUCCUCUUAUUCCUUCUUUAAUCCAUUACCUCCCUACUAAAAGAAACUCCUGUCUGAAUAUCUAACAUGUACAUUUUAUUUCCACCCAUGUUUGAACACUAUGUAAAGGUAAUUAUACUGUAUGUGUUCUUCUAUCUUUUCCUUAUUAGCUUUCCUUGGAACUAACAUUAAGCUGUGGGAAGUUUAUUGGGGAGCCCUCAAAAUAGCAUCAUUUGGGGCUGGUGCCAUUGCUCACUUGGUUAAUCCUUUGCCUGCGGCACCGGCAUCCCAUGUGGGCACUGGGUUCUGGUUCCGGUGUUCCUCUUCCAGUCCAGCUCUCUGCUGUGGCCCGGGAGGGCAGUGGUGGAUGGUCCAAGUGCUUGGGCCCCUGCACCUGCAUGGGAGACCAGGAGAAGCACCUGGCUCCUGGCUUCGGAUUGGCACAGCGCCGGCCAUAGAGGCCAUUUGGGGAGUGAACCAACAGAAGGAAGACCUUUCUCUCUCUCUCUCUCUCUCUCUCUCUCUCUCUCACUGUCUAUAACUGUGUCAAAUAAAUUUAAAAAAAAAGUAAAAAAAAAAACCAGCAUCAUCUGAGAAGAAGUUGAGGAAGGAGGUAUCAUCAGAAGCUGGAUUGAGGUGCAAUUGCACCAAAGGGCAAUCCCACACGAAACUGCAGCACUGUGUGGCCCUAGUGGGCAAGGGGCUGGCCUUGACAAUCUUAGUCUUGAAGGGGUACCAGGGAGUAGCAUCUACUGUGUUCCACCUGCUGGGCCCCUGGGAUCAAUCUGCUUCAUUUAACCUCAUGGGGUAGAGUCGCUGCAGGAUUUGGGUUCAUUUGUUUUCCAGUUUACGAAAAGAAGACUGGGGGAGUGGACUAAAGCUCUCAAAGAAGCAGUAGGCUUCUGGAGCACAACUCCUCAUUUCUUUCCCCUCACCCCUCCUUUGGCACCCCUGUUUGUGCAGAUUACCUAAUGGAGCAAUGCCUGUCUUCCUCUGGAAGCUGCUGAGCCCCUCUCAGGCUGCAGCAGUUGUCCAGUAACCAUCACACUUGGCAGGGUGAUGCUCCUAGGAAGUUACUGAGUCCUAAAUAUGUCCUUCACUGACCAAUGUGAGGCACCAGCCUAUCUCUUCCCAGCCAUCAGAGUCCAAUAUCCCUGCUAGAAUUUAACUUGUCUCCUCAUCUGCUGGUCUCUUGAUACAAGAAGCUCAGUGGCUGGUGAGAGCCUUAACUUAGUUUAAUUUUUCCCUUGGUGGAUCUCCUUUGGAAAUGUUUCCUCUCUGAGAACCAGACCUCUAGGCCUUUGCAACCUAGGGUUUUAGUACAAGAGCAUAAAUUCUUCACAUGGGUCAUUGGGAAAAAUGGCAAAUGAGCUACCCUCAUACCAACCCUGUGGUUCCCAAUCAGUAAUCACAAUUCAAAAUGUUUAUCACAGAAAUAUGGUGUCUCAUGUUGGCCAACUGUGUUGUCAUCAACCUGACACCUCAGUGACACCUUUAAAAGGCCAUCCCAUCACUCAGCAAGGCUGGCAGUUUAGGAAGUAGUGUCACCUGCGAUAAUUCUAGUGUAUCUUUAAAAUAAAUAUGUCCCCUCCCAUACUUCAUUUGAUGUAGGUGGUCCCCUGGUCCUAUGCAAUGUUCAUAGGGUCUGCCUCUGGACAGUGGUGCAGUCUGACAUUUGGGCAGCAAAUUUCAAACUCAUAUAUGGAAUAUGUGUCAAUUGCAGUUUAAUUUUACCUUGCCAAGUGUCUUGUCUGUUCUCUUUAAGGGAUGGUGCCAUGGCAAGAUAUCAGUGCUGGUCUCUGUUGCUAGAAAAUUUUACAUCUGUUUUCUGGGGCAGUAGUUAUGUCAGUCUUGAUGUCACAGGACACAUGAUAUUGUACCUAUGCUCAGCAGCUAUCUCUGUACCAUCCUGUUGGUGUGCCCUUUGUGACCCACUGAAGUGCACAAUGAUAGAGGCUGGCUGAUGGCAGUAUGAGCCAGCUAUUCUGUCUGAUUGGUUGUGUACCGCCUCUAUUGUAGUGGCUGCUUCUGGUAGGCCAUGGCAAAUGAUCUCAAGCUCUUCAUACUUCUUGCUCACUCUCUUAGAUCUUUCUGGGUACCCCUUCCCCAGAAUUCCUUGUUUCUGUCUUCUAAUCAUUACCCUCGCAAGCCUCUGGCCAACCAGGCAUGCCAUACUGUCUGUAAUUUGUAUGCUGUAUCCAACAUAUCAACAUGGCUGAGUAUUGGGGCUCUUUGAGGAAGGACUGUGGAAAUUGAUAACUAUUUAUUUGCCAUGCAUUGUUGGAUCCUUUUUUAUGAAAACUCAGUCUUUCCUUUAGUGGGCCUGGUGUGGGUACAAAAAUUAUUCAGUGGACAAUGACUUUUUAUCAGAGCAACACUUCUAAACUUCAUGAUCACUCAUCAUCAAUAUUUUGAUCAUAUAUCAGGGUGGGGAACAUUUUUUUGCCAAGGGCCAUUUGGAUAUUUAUAACAUCAUUAGUAGGCUGUAUAAAAUUAUCAAUUUAAAAAUUAGCCUGCUAUAAAUUUACUGAAUUUUGUAUCCUGCCUGUGAAUGUCGUUUCAGGACCAGAUCAAGUGAGUUCACUGGCUUUAUAUGGCCUACAGGCCAGAUGUUCCCCACCCCUGAAUAAUUGAGCAAUAGUCUUUUUGGCUGUCCAUUUAUCUUCCCACAAAGAAAGUUCAGUUUUAUUAACCAUCUCUAUUUAUUACCCUAUGGAUCAAUAAUCCCUAGUUGAUAUUCUACUUGCCUUUUUUUAGAUAAAAAUUAUGCAUCAUUGCUAUUGGGAACAUUUUUCUAUAACAACAUCUCCUCUAGUUUGCCCUGGACUAAGAGGAGCAACUGUGUUGCUUGUGCCAAUCUAACUAUAUGUUUCUUUCAACUUUGGUAAACCAUUUGUUCUCCAUGAUAAUGGAACAUGACCACAGAGUGUGCAUUAUGGUCUUUGAAAUCUUAGAAUAUAUACUUUACCAUGCCUACUUCUCUGUAGCUUUUGUUCUUUUGUAAAAAUUAUCUUCUGGAGGUCGGCGCUGUGGUGUAGCAGGUAAAUCCGCUGCCUGUAGUGCCAGCAUCCCAUAUGUGCACCGGUUCAAGUACCGGCUGCUGUGCUUCUGAUCCAGGUUUCUGCUGUGGCCUGUGAAAGCAGUGAAGGUGGCCCGAGUCCUUAAGCCCCUGCACUCGUGCGGGAGAACUGGAAGAAGCUCCUGGCUCCUUGGCUUCAGAUCAGUGCAGCUCUGGCCGUUGUGGCCAUCUGGGUAGUGAUCCAGUAGAUGGAAGACCUCUCUACUCCUGCCUCUCUGUAACUCUGCCUUUCAAAUAAACGAUCUUAAAAAAAAAAAAAAAAUCUUGGGGCCAGCACUGUGGCAUAGUGGGUAGAGCUGCUGCCUGCAGUGCUAGAUCCCAUAUGGGCGCCAGUUCGUGUCCCAGCUGCUCCACUUCCAAUCCAGCUCUCUACUUUGGUCUGGGAAAGCAGUAAAAGAUGGCUCAAGUCCUUGGGUCCCUACACCCACGUGGGAAGGCCUGGAAGAAGCUCCUGGCUCAGGGCUUCGGAUUGGUGCAACUCCGGCCAUUGCGGCCAAUUGGGGAGUGAACCAGCGGAUGGAAGACCUCUCUCUCUCUCUCUCUCUCUCUCUCUCUGUAACUCUGCCUUUCAAAUAAUUAAAUCUUCAAAAAAUUGUCUUCUGCAUGUGGAUCAUUGCUUCUUUUAAGUUUUCACAGUCAACUUAGCAACAUGUUAACACUGUUUUUUGAGAUCCUAUACAGGGAGUUAUAUGCUAUAUUGUAGGUGAUCCCAUCUCAGUGAGUUGUCCAUUAGUGAAUGUUGUAUUCCUUCCCACAUGACUGGGAAGCCCAUUGUCUUGGGUUUGGCCAUGCUUACGAGCCAGGUAUCACAGUUGUUUCAGUAAACAGAUUCUUUCCUCUCUUAGUACACAUAGUACUUACACACCUGGGUUAUGCUCUUCAUGAUCAAGCUAUUUGACAGCCUGAAGAAGUGGGGGGCUAUAUUCUGAUGUGGGCACCUGUAAUCUGGUAGGGCAGAGGCCUUCUGUCAUAUUUAUGCAAGGGGGUGGUGCUAAUCUUUUCAUAGUGAAAUGGGCCACUCAUUUAAGGCAAGCAGGUUCAGGGAAAUCUAUUAAUUAAAUAUUUCCAUAUCCCAAAUUUUAGGGUCCCUCUCUUUCUCAAUACAGGGCUUGGCUUUGACAUCUCUGACCUGCUGGGAGUGGCUGAGAAGUUCAGUUUCCUUCUUCAAUGUAUGACUGGAGCCUCAUCAUUGUCCUUUAUUCUCUCUGCAAGAACUGGAGUCUUUAGGUAGGGGCACUGGGAUGGUUAGUACAAGGAGACUGGGGUAGUUAGUUUUACAAGAUGAACAUAUUCUCCUCCAUUGUGCCUCCAUGCCAAUUAAUUCUUCUCCUUACACAAGCAUGCCUCAUCAAUAAAUGUAGCUUAUUCCCCUCCCCCACCCUGCCGCUAGACUGAACAUGAUUAUGACCAAUGGAAUGUGACAACAGGGAUGGUUAUGCUCUCAGACUUUGGAGCCCAUUAGAGCACUGUCAGCUUUCCUUUUACUCCUCUUGAAUCCCAGUCACACUUCUUUGAGGAGCCCAAACCAUAUGGAGAGGUCAGAUGAAGGAGAGCUGAGGUGUCUCAGUUGAAAUCCUUUGUUGAUCUCCUAGCAAUGCAACCCACAUGAAUGAGCCACAUUGGAUGUUCCAGAACAUUGGGCCUUCAGAUUUUCAGAUUACUCUAAUCAGUAUCACAUGGAGAAGAAAAGUUGCCUACUGAAUGCAGUCAACCCACAGAUCUUGAGAAAUACAUCUUGUGAAUGGUACUCUUGAGCCUCUUGAAGAGAUUGCUAUCUAUACUUUGCCCUGAGAUACCUUCUUGGAAGGAUUAGAAUACAUGAAAUUUCUAAGAUACAGUCCCAGACUAAUGGAGCUGUUGUGGAGUGAUCUACACUCAUCUCACUAAAACAAGACUACUUGAAGUUCUAAUAUGUUUCCUAGAGGGAUAUCUCAAAAAUAUAACUAAAGAAAAUUUGAAGGGAGAAAUAUUUAAUGGUUUUCUUCAUUGUUCAUUUAAGAAGACUUUAGCUCUCUUCUCACUUACCACUCUGAGAAUAGAAGUAUGACAUGAAGAGGCCUCCCCAUUUGGACAGUUACAUGAAGGACAACAUACUGGUUAGAGAAUAUCAUCUAUAUUUUCAGACAGGAUAUGGAUCUAUUCCAUAAAAAGUUGAACAUCACAAACCAAGAGUGACAUCAGUUGUUUUUAAAAAGAAACAAAAAAACUACGGUUCGGAUCCUUUCCUGCUUUGGAAGAAAGAAAAAUGGAACAUUAAUAAUCAAAGGCCGAAUCGACUUUGGGAUCCCUUCAGUGUCACUAGAGGGUCUGCGUGUCUGUUCAAGAGAACUCCUGAGUGAAUGACAAACACUACAAACAGUCUUCGCCCGAAAGGGGUCUGGAACCUAACCACGGGGUGUCCAUGACCCCAGUGGCUGCUUCCCGGCAGCAAUGAAAGGGUUAUCGGGCAACCGCAGCCAUCACCACGGGGUCACCUGCGAUUCUGCUGCCUGCGACUCUCUGUCCCACCAUUCGGACCGCAAACCCUACCUGCUGAGCCCAGUGGAGCACCACCCUGCCGACCACCCCUACUACACGCAGCGCAACUCCUUCCAGGCCGAGUGCGUGGGCCCCUUCAGCGACCCGCUGGCCAGCAGCACCUUCCCGCGCAGGCACUACACGUCGCAGCAGGAGUUGAAGGACGAGUGCGCCCUGGUGCCCCGCACGCUGGCCACCAAGGCGAACCGCAUCCCCGCCAACCUGCUGGACCAAUUCGAGAGGCAGCUGCCGCUGGGCCGCGAUGGCUACCACACGCUGCAGUACAAGCGCACGGCCGUGGAGCACCGCAGCGACAGCCCCGGCCGCAUCCGGCACCUGGUGCACUCAGUCCAGAAGCUCUUCACCAAGUCGCACUCGCUGGAGGGGCCGUCCAAGGGCAGCGUCAACGGGGGCAAGGCCAGCCCCGACGAGACGCAGACCGUGCGGUACAGCAAGCGCAGCAAAAGCAAGGAGCGGCGCACCGAGCCCAAGGCCCGGUCCACCACCUCCCCGGGCUGGUGGAGCUCCGAUGACAACCUCGACAGCGAUAUGUGCAUCUACCAUGCGCCCUCGGGGGUGAUGACCAUGGGCAGGUGUCCCGACCGCUCCACCUCGCAGUACUUCAUGGAGGCUUACAACACCAUCAGCGAGCAGGCCGUGAAGGCCUCCCGGAGCAACAAUGACGUCAAGUGCUCCACCUGCGCCAACCUACCGGUCCAUCUGGACGCGCCACUGCUGAAGAAGAGCGCCUGGUCCUCCACGCUCACAGUGAGCCGCGCCCGGGAGGUUUACCAGAAGGCCUCGGUGAACGUGGACCAGGCCAUGGUGAAAUCUGAGUCAUGUCAACAAGAGCGCUCCUGCCAAUACCUGCAGGUUCCUCAAGAUGAAUGGGCAGGGUACACCCCUCGAGGUAAAGACGAUGAAAUCCCUUGCAGAAGAAUGCGCAGUGGCAGCUAUAUCAAGGCCAUGGGGGAUGAAGAUAGUGGGGACUCUGACACAAGCCCCAAGCCUUCUCCCAAAGUUGCUGCACGGAGAGAAAGCUAUCUCAAGGCCACUCAGCCAUCCCUUACAGAACUCACCACACUCAAAAUCUCCAAUGAACACUCACCGAAGCUCCAGAUCCGGAGUCACAGUUACCUGAGGGCAGUGAGUGAAGUCUCCAUCAACCGGAGCCUGGACAGCCUGGACCCUGCGGGCUUGCUCACAUCACCAAAGUUCCGCUCCAGGAAUGAGAGCUACAUGCGAGCCAUGAGCACCAUCAGCCAGGUGAGCGAGAUGGAAGUGAACGGGCAGUUCGAGUCCGUGUGCGAGUCCGUGUUCAGCGAGCUGGAGUCUCAGGCCGUGGAAGCGCUGGAUCUGCCCGUGCCCGGCUGCUUCCGCAUGCGGAGCCACAGCUACGUGCGCGCCAUCGAGAAGGGCUGCUCCCAGGACGACGAGUGCGUGUCGCUGAGGUCGUCGUCGCCGCCGCGCACCACCACCACCGUGCGGACCAUCCAGAGCAGCACGGGUGUCAUAAAACUGAGUUCUGCAGUUGAAGUGUCAUCUUGCAUUACAACAUACAAGAAGACUCCACCUCCAGUCCCACCCAGAACUACCACGAAACCUUUCAUUUCUAUCACAGCCCAGAGUAGCACAGAGUCUGCGCAGGAUGCCUACAUGGACGGACAGGGCCAGCGAGGAGACAUUAUCAGCCAGUCUGGACUCAGCAACUCCACGGAGAGCCUGGACAGUAUGAAGGCUCUGACUGCCGCCAUCGAAGCUGCAAAUGCCCAGAUCCACGGCCCUGCAAGUCAGCACAUGGGCAAUAACACCGCCACCGUCACCACCACGACCACCAUCGCCACGGUCACCACAGAGGACAGGAAGAAGGACUUCAAGAAGAACCGAUGCCUGUCCGUUGGGAUCCAGGUGGAUGAUGCUGAUGAACCUGACAAAACAGGGGAAAAUAAGGCACCUAGUAAGUUCCAGUCUGUGGGAGUGCAAGUAGAAGAGGAGAAGUGCUUUCGCAGGUUCACUCGAUCCAACAGUGUGACAACAGCAGUACAGGCUGACCUGGACUUCCAUGAUAAUCUGGAAAAUUCUCUGGAAUCUAUUGAGGACAAUUCAUGUCCCGGCCCCAUGGCCAGGCAAUUCUCCAGGGACGCCAGCACCUCUACCGUCAGCAUUCAGGGCUCAGGAAACCAUUACCAUGCGUGCGCAGCCGACGAUGACUUUGACACGGAUUUUGACCCCUCUAUCCUGCCCCCUCCGGACCCCUGGAUUGACUCGAUCACCGAAGACCCGCUGGAGGCCGUGCAAAGGUCGGUGUGCCACCGGGAUGGGCACUGGUUCCUGAAGCUUCUCCAAGCAGAGCGCGAUCGCAUGGAAGGCUGGUGCCAGCAGAUGGAGAGGGAGGAGCGGGAAAACAGCCUGCCAGAAGACAUUCUAGGGAAAAUCCGAACCGCAGUGGGCAGUGCCCAACUUCUCAUGGCGCAGAAAUUCUACCAGUUCAGAGAACUGUGUGAAGAAAACCUGAAUCCAAAUGCUCAUCCGAGGCCCACCUCCCAGGAUUUGGCGGGGUUUUGGGACAUGCUGCAGUUGUCCAUAGAAAAUAUUAGUAUGAAAUUUGAUGAACUUCAUCAAUUAAAGGCCAAUAAUUGGAAACAGAUGGAUCCUCUUGACAAGAAGGAGAGAAGGGCCCCUCCUCCAGUGCCAAAGAAGCCGGCGAAGGGCCCCGCGCCGCUGAUCCGGGAGCGCUCGCUGGAGAGCUCGCAGCGCCAGGAGGCCCGCAAGCGCCUGAUGGCCGCCAAGCGCGCCGCGUCCGUCCGCCAGAACUCGGCCACCGAGAGCGCCGAGAGCAUCGAGAUCUACAUCCCCGAGGCGCAGACCCGGCUCUGAGCGCCGCCGCCCGCCAAGUAUCUGUCCCCCGCUCCCGCCCUACCCCGACCCCUCCCAGCCCGUCCGUUUCUGAGCUCAGUGACUUCCACUGUCGUGGUGUAGUUGUCCACCUCGCAGGAGCCGCCCCCGGCCACCCCGCUCCCUGGACCAGUCUGCCCAUCUUCCUCACCGAACCUAGCCCCGGAUCCUGAUCCGUCACCCUGCCUCAUCCACAGACCCAACCCUUUAUUUUCUGGGCCAAGCCACACCCACCUGUGUAGAAAGGACACCUUUAGGUCACCUGCCAUCCUCAGUUCUCUCAAGCUAGUCUGUUCCUAGACCUCAGCAAUAUAAAACCAUAGGGUAUUUCAGAAAUCCAGUAUCACAGGGCGAUCCUUUGGGACUUAACGGUCUUCCAUAGGGAAGAAUCGAGGGCUCCGAUCCCCUUUAUUUCCCCUAAAUGGUUAUUCUUUUUUAAAAAGCAGAGGGAGCACUUUAUUCCCAACCUCAGACAUCACACCGUCUCACCAGAAUCAAGGAGUGACAGGGAGAAAGGGGACCAAGCAGGCCUGGGGGUGGGGGACCCGAAUGUGUAGCCGAGAAGGGAGACAGAAGUCAAGUCCGCAGGUGCUGCGGGCACCUGCGCCACUCACAGCUGCACAAACUGCCUCACUGUUACUUCAUCAAUCACAGCUUCAAAUGUUGCAAUCAGCAGAAGAUUGUAAAUUCGAUCUUUCAGGGAAAUUAAUCUAUUCCGAAUGGCAAUAAAAUGAAGAAAGGCAAGGCCAUGGAAGCCCGGAUGGUUUCAGAUACUAAACAAGGGAUUUUUUUUUUUUUUUUUUUGUCCUAGUACUAAGAACAUUUAGAUCUGAAAUGUUUGGUCAACUUUCAUUGUGCUGUGUAUAUUCUGUCGUUGUGGAGGUGGUUUUUCAAGGGGAGAGCAUUGGUUCAUUUGUUAGUGUCCACACUGGUGGGCCUAAUGACACACAUACAGGCACACAUCUGCCUACAGAGCAUGGUGGCAGCACAGCUGUUUUCAGAGACCAGUUGGGGUUUUCCUAUCAUCCCUUCGAAUGCUACACGUCCAUCUGUUUUAACCCAGUAGCUCAUAUCUCAGAUGCGUUUUCUCCUUUAGUCUCCUCUCAUGAUGAUUCCGAGUCCAAUCAUACCCCCCAGCAUAGGAGUCUGUCCUAUGUCAAAUAGAUGAAAUAAAUUCUCUAACCCAAUAGACCUGCUGCCUCACUUCAAAGAGCUGCCUAAAAGUCACCUAGAGGUUCCAGGUAGUGGAGAAGAAAUCUGACCCACUGGGGUCAACUGCCAGGAGGUGGGGGAAGAGGGGAUAGGGGUUGGGGUCUGCAUCAUGCUGAUAUAAACACUGCAAGAACGCCAGGCUUUUGCCAGAGAACGUUGAUUUACAUUUGUAGUCAGAAUUGAUGGGCAGUAUGCCUUGGCGUCUAGCUGAAGUUGUUGUUAAAUGCCCUUACGCGUAGCAGUUUAAACAUUUCGACUGUGGCAAACUUAAAGUACCACUAGCAUUUGGUGUCCAGCUCACACACCCUAAAGCAUUGGGAACUACCAUUGAAAAAUGAAAGACUUUUAAAAACAUAACAUCAAGUAUGCUUGCACCAGAGAAGCUUUUAAAAGAACACACUCUCAUAGCCAGGUGCUAAUUUAAUUUUACUUCUGAAAUUAGGAGGGUUCUGGCAACAAGUAUUUUCACGGACAUACUCUAAAACCACUAGAGAAUUCGCUACCUCUCAGAGCCAUUGAUGCUUUGAGCUAUCUUUAUAAACAGGGCACAAAUGUUUACUGCUGUGGUUUACAAGAAAAGGGCUACUAACUUAUUUAAAAACCAACCAACCAACUUGUAACUAGGAUGAAUAAAGCAUCUUUCUUGAGUGCUUUGUAGCAUUGGAGCAUACGGAGAUUUUGAGCUUCGAGGAUUUGCUAGUUUUAGAAAAAAUCCACCUUUUUUUUUUUAACCUUGUAGCAGCGAUGAAAGGUCACACAAAGCUUGUGUGGAGUAGGGACAACUGCCACCUUGGGUAGCCUAGGGUCACAUUCAUUAUGAGAGUGACUUGGAACUCACAGAUUAAUAUGACAGAAGCAGCAUCCAUUCCAGGACCCAGGAUCACAACAACUACAGCUCUGAGCCCUGAAGUUGAGUUAGUUAAGAUUUGGGUUAAGAAAUCGAUUUCUAAUACAAUUCAAGAUCAUCCUACAAAAUUUUCUUUGGAGACUGAUUUAUCCCAGGAUCUUUUAAUGAGAGACAAGAGGAGGCCUAUUUAUCUUGUCUAAGGGAACGGUAUUUGUAUAUUCAUAAGCUAUUUUUGGUAAGAAUUUUAAAUCUUUUAGCUGAACGCCUACAGGGCAUCAUGACCUUUGCCUUCCUUAAAAACACAGCUGAAAUUGUACAAACACUUUAUAAAAAGCCAAUUAUUGAUGUGAGAACACCACCCCACACGAUGCUGCUUGCUAACCACUUGACCCCUGAAACUGACAUUCAUGAGCAUAACCUUUGUUACAUUGUUCUUUUUGAUGUAAUUUGUAGAAAUGUUUUUUAGUUCAUAAUGGAAAAUGUAUGUACCCUGAAAAACUACUUAUUUUGUUUAACUUUGGUAUAAAGGUGUUGGGCAUUUUCUUGGGGAGGGGGGGUUACAAAAGCAGUUUGUCUCCCACAUCAAAAACGUUCAAAAAAAUUAAGUAUUUAUUAUAUUUUUUGCAGAUGUUUCCAUACAAUUCACAUAAGCUUUUUGUAAAGAGAGAUGAAGAAAUGGAUUAAAGAUUUUUAAUAUUUGAAAUGGUAAAUAGAACUAAUUUAUUUGUAAUAUAUUUCUGUUAUUUAUAGAUGUUUCCUUAAUGUUUUACUGUGCAUCACCACUUUAAUUUAAGCCUUAUCCUUGUGAAUUUACCAUUUCUUUUUUAAAACAUGUCUAGAUGCAUAUUUUAAAUAACUGGAAUGUAAAAAUCACUAGCAUAUCUGACUUCCCAAAUGUAAUUUUUAAAAAUUAUUUUGGUUUGGAAAAAAAAAAGAUUCAUUUGAAAGCCUUCAGAUGGAGGGGUGGGGAACAUUUUUAUGGCUUUAUGAAUUGGAAUUUCAUAGGCUUAUUUACCUAGAUUGUGUGUGGACAAAAAAAUUUGUAAAUAGAUGAAUGUUUCCCAUAAUGUAAAAAGAAGAAAUUAAUAAAAUAAUUAAUGCACUGCUCUCA
Oryctolagus cuniculus (rabbit) is the source of this 12184-nucleotide messenger RNA. NCBI's taxonomy places the organism in Eukaryota, Metazoa, Chordata, Mammalia, Lagomorpha, Leporidae. The record is from RefSeq and is a predicted model, not a curated record.